AAUAAUUAAUUAAAGAUAAAAAUUAGACAAAAAAUAAAAAUCUAAAAAGUAAAAAUUUCAGUGAAUAAUAAAAAAAAUAAAUCAUACCAAAUAAUUCAAAUGGGAAAUAGCUGCUGCUUAGAAAAGUAGUAAGGACAUUAUAAAAAUGGAAGCAGUAAUAUGAAUUAUGGACACUAUGAUACAAAUUAAAACGCUGCUUAUUUUAACUCUGAUAAUAAUGGCUACGAUAACCACCAUCAUCAUAAUCAUCACCAUCACAAUAAUGAUCAUCAUAAUCAUCACCAUCACAAUAAUGAUCAUCAUAAUCAUCACCAUCACCAUAAUGAUAAUGACCACCACCACCACCAUCAUCAUCAUGAUAAUAAUGAUUAUGGAAAUAAUGGUGGAGGUAAUGAUUAUAGUAAUAAUGAUUUUGGCGGACAUCACCAUCACCAUCAUGAUUGA
Molecule: messenger RNA, 444 nt
Organism: Tetrahymena thermophila SB210
Lineage: Eukaryota; Ciliophora; Oligohymenophorea; Hymenostomatida; Tetrahymenidae
Exons: 1
Source: RefSeq, a predicted model, not a curated record